AUGGGCUCUGCAAUCACGACCAUCGUUUUUCAGCCGCCGCAGCCCAGCUACAGUCGAGAUCCAAACCUUAUUUGGCUCAGCACUUCGGAGCACGAGGUGAUCCCUGCUUUCUUUAUUGACAGGGACGCCAAGUUUACCCUGCUCUUCAGCCAUGGCAAUGCAGAGGACUUGGGAAUGAUAAUCCAGUAUUUCCGGGAGGUGUCGCACAUUCUGGAUGUCAACAUCUUCGCGUACGAUUACACUGGAUACGGAAUGAGCUCAGGCAAGCCAUCGGAGCAAGCGCUGUAUGCUGACAUUGAGGCAGCAUUUAAGUAUCUGCGCGACAUCGUCGGUACGCCUUGGAGCGAGAUUGUGGUGUAUGGAAGAUCAAUCGGGUCGGGCCCAUCCAUCCACUUGGCUACAAGGACCGCAGUGCGAGCAAUUGUGCUGCAGAGUCCGCUGCUCUCCAUCUACCGGGUGGCAUUUUCUUCCAGUUUCACGCUGCCCGGCGACAUGUUUCCGAAUGUUGACAGAAUUGGUCAGGUGAAGUGCCCUGUCUACAUCGUGCAUGGAACUCAGGACGAGAUCAUCCCUUCAUCUCAUGCCGAGGACCUGGUAAGGAAUUGCCGCGAGGGAAUCGCCUAUCCGCCUUACCUGGUCGAGAAUGGCGGGCACAACAAUCUGGAGCUGAUUGCUCGACAGCCUUUCUAUGACAACUUCACGAAAUUCCUUCAGUGGUUGGAGAAGGGUGAGAUAUCGGACGAGCUGCAUCAACAUGCGCUUUCCGCUGAGCUUUGA
Molecule: messenger RNA, 777 nt
Organism: Symbiodinium natans
Lineage: Eukaryota; Dinophyceae; Suessiales; Symbiodiniaceae
Source: the annotation of a GenBank genome assembly